AAAAGCUCCCAAAGCCUUCAUGAAAUGCGAUGGUGUAUUUCUAUUCCGCACACCAUCGUUGCACUGUAGUCUUGCAUAACAAUCAUGACAGCUAAACGGGUUUAACGCGUGCAGACCCGAGAACUACUCUAUGUACGAUGAACACUGAGGACAAGUUGGAAGGCAUGCUGCUCAAGUGCAGCAGCGGAGGCAUCGACGUAGGUGGGAGAGUUGGCCUUGGCGGAGGAGGAUCGCUGGUGGUGAUGACCCUCGGGGAACGGUCGCUGGCAGACCACCCUCUGCUGGCCGAGGACGACGACGACGAGGAUGACGACGAGGACUUGACCGGAAGCUCGCUGGUUACUCACGACCUGGUUCCCCCGGAGCAGCUGAUGAUGCAAGAGGAGAUGACAAAGAAUGGAGGAGGAGAGGAGGAUGGAGGAGGCGAGGUGGGAGUGCAUUCCCCCCUAAAACUCACCAAUAAGUUGCCCUGCUUGCUUCAUAUGCCACUGAACAUCAAGCAGGAGCUGAAGCUGUCCGAGCCGGCGGCCCAUAUAAAGAAGGACAAAAAAGCAAUUAAGGACCUGAUGGUGUGUCCCAAGAAGAAGAAGAGGAAGCAGCGCUCACCAGCAAAGAUUCUCAGCGUUGAUGACGAUGGAUCAAUGACCAUGCCAAACCCCAAGUGUCACGUUUGUGUUCACUGUAAUGCUGCAUUCAGGACUAACUACCAUCUACAGAGACACGUCUUCAUUCACACUGGUGAGAAGCCGUUCCAGUGCAGCCAGUGUGACAUGCGCUUUAUUCAGAAAUAUCUUCUCCAGAGACACGAAAAGAUCCACACAGGUGAGAAGCCUUUUCGCUGCGACGAGUGUGGGAUGAGAUUCAUCCAGAAGUAUCACAUGGAGAGACACAAGAGGACUCAUAGCGGAGAGAAGCCCUACCAAUGUGACUACUGUCACCAGUACUUUUCCAGAACAGACCGGGUUUUAAAGCACAGACGAAUGUGUCACGAGAACAGAGAGAGGAAGACGAACAAGACCGCUGGUAAAGUUGGACCUAUGCGCGAUGCGGAUUCGUUAGGGGCCCCCUUUCUUGCCAAAGAGUGUUCACUGCCCAAGAAGAAGCGCCAAAAAUGUGCAGACAAGACUUCGGGCGCUUCCACCGCCGCCCAGAUGGAAGGGCCGACGUUUGCCGUGGUAGAAACUGAAGAGAAGGAGGAGCAGAGGCCGACUAAAAUCGAUGGUCUGUCGCUAUAUGACGUGUCCUCCAAAGUCAAACAUGAGUAUGUGAUCACGGACUACUCUGUGGAACUCCCCGAAGAAACUGCUAGCCAAGACCAAGAAGACGAAGAAGUGUCAUCAGAAGAGACGACGACUCCUCCCAAACUAGUCCUGAAGAAAGUCCCCAAGAGGAGUCACAAACAAUCGAGUGAACAAACCUCCCCCUGCUUGUCAACUUUGUCCUCCUUUGAGGAAAACAGCAAGGUCCCGCAGUACACCUUUGAAAUCGUGGACAAGCAAAGCCUUUUAGAUGUAGAAGGCCACACCGAACUCGAGUCAGUCGAAACUCUUCAAGGGGGACCGACGAAACCAGCAGCCAGCAGCACAAACUACGACGACGCCAUGCAGUUCCUCAAGAAGAAGCGUUAUCUUCAAGCCGCGAUGGCCAACAACAGUCGGGAUUACGGCCUGAACACGAGCAGCAUCUCGUCUCAGCCGCCUGUUACACAAACCGUGGUGUCGACCGUCAUCGACGAAACGGUCCCCGCCACCAUUCUGGAGCCCCAGCCAAUCAACGCAGAGAUUAAGACGACUCAUGACAAGAAUGUAUUGCCCGACGAGGUCCUCCAGACGCUGUUGGACCACUACGCCAACAAAGCAAAUGGGCAGUCGGACAUUUCCUUCAGCGUGGCCGACACCGAGGUGACGUCGAGCAUAUCUAUUAACUCCUCCGACGUUUCGGACAGCAGCCCCGUGGAGAGCCUCGGGGCCUCCAGUGCCCAGGCUCUGCCGCCCACUGAGAAGGUCAGCCUCUUGCAAGAAUACUCCAAAUUUCUCCAGCAAGCAUUGGAGAGGACCAGUCAGAACGACAGCUACCUGACCAGCCAGAGCCUCAGCUUGGUCUCGGAAAACCCCACGUUAGCAGGACAACCUCUGUUCUCUACGGAGAAACAGUUUCCUUCCCCCAGCAGGUUCAAAUCAGGUAUGAGCUCUCCACUGAGGUCCACUUUAGAGAAACCUCACUUUGGAUUACUGGUUGGGGACUCCCAGCACUCGUUUUCAUUUUCAGGUGAUGAGACCACCCCUCCUUCCGCAGUGUCCCCAGCCGAGGAGGACUUCCUGGAGCAGGUCUCGCCCUCCAAAAAGACAGACUCUCCACAAGGGAUACUGCAGACUUUUCAGAUAAGCUCCUUCGAUCAGAACUUCAAAUCUCAUUUCCAGACGCCGCGAUCUGGAUCCUCUUCGCAGUUUACUGUUGCCAAUGGACAAGUGAGUGUCCGAGGACACAGCACAGACUUCUCAGAGUUCCCUUUAGUUCGAGUCACUGAGACCAGGUCUCAACUGAACUCCUCCCCAGAUGUGUCGACCAGUGAAUCGUUCGGUUGAAAAGGGGGGGGGGGGGGGAGAAUUCAUUUCUGUUAAUAAUUUCAGCUGCACUUUAUUCCAUCUCUCCUGUUUUGCCAAAACAAGUCCCAUUGCAAAUAUGUGCUCUUUCUUAAAAACCGUCUGUUCGUGAAGAUAUUCAUGUAUCGUUUGUUUGUUUUUCUCAACCUAAAUGUUAGCCUCACAAAUGGAAAAUACUGAAAAUUCAUCGAAUCAAAUUUUGCGUUUCCCCCUUGAAAAGCUACUUCUUGCUCCAGAAUGUACAGAACAUCAAGAGAUUAAGCGACCAAAGUGUAAUUCAUGAGAUUGAUUCUUAUUCUCUCAUACCAUUGCCAUAGAGUUUAUUUUUAAUGUUGGUUUCAAUCAGUUUGCCUUGCACAAAAAACCGUGAGGUCACCCUUGCUGCUUAAAGCAACACUUAUUAAAACGUAGGCUGUCUAUGUCUGCCUUUCUGUCAUUACUGUAGCUACCUCCCCCCUAAAGCCACAGGACUUUUAUUCAGUAGUUGAACCUUUUUAUUACAGCAGUGAAAUAGUAUCAUGAAAUGACACAAUGUUAAGAAACUUAUAACGCAAUCAUUUUUCACUUUAUUUAAAGACACUUUAUCCUCUCCUGACAUUAGCACAUCCACAGGAUGUGCGCGACGAUUGAGUGAUUGUAUUUAUCUAAUCUGGAAUCUAGUUCAUAUUUCCACUUUAACAUUGGGUUUAAUUCAGUUGGUGUGAUGGCCAGAGCAGUUCACGCUGAUAGCUAGGGUUAACGUACUCCCUUUGGGCUUGGAUUACUUGGCACUGAUUGUAUAAAUGUGAUUCUAGCACAAGAUAGGCUCCCCUCCCCCUCAAAAGAAAAAAAAAAAAACACAACAAAAAAACUUGGGCCUCAAAUAGCUGCACACAUGUAAUGGCUGCAGGAUAAUUCUUCUUUUCCUUUAGUAGUAAUAUGUAACUCUUAGUGAAAUGACUUAACAGGAUUGUGCUUAGUGUUUGCACAAUUUGCACAUUCUUCACUACAGGGGAUGUAGUGCGUACUUUCACGGUGGACGGCUUCCAUUAUACUUAGGAGUCAACUUUUGGUUAAAUGAGAUUUGAUCAAACGAACCACUCAAUGGAAACUUGCGUGUCAAACUAUUUGAAAUGACACACUAUGCUCUUUGCUCGCGGCUGCAGUUUUAAAGUGCGUCGUGUUGUUGUUCUUGGAAGACAGGUCGCGGCGACCGUGGGAUGAGGAGCCCGUGUAUUCAUUGACCAUCAAAGUUUAAUUAUAACUAUAUUAUGAAUUAUACAGCACAUGUAGAGAUGAGGUGCUUGGUUUUACAGUCUUGUUCAUUUUUCAUCUGUGCCUUUCUUUCUUUUUUUUUUUUUUUUUUUUUUAAUUCUGGCAUUUCCUUCACUCAUUCCUGUACAUGUAAACCUUUUUACUCAGUCUGUGCUCUAAGGCUACUAAUUCCACUUGCACAAUGACAGCAAACACAUAAGCAUUUAACUUAUUCACUCUGUAAUAUAUUGAGAUACGGGAGCUGUAUUUAAUUUUGCCGGUCGUGUUUCUUUAUUUUUUUAAGAAGUAUCAAGUUAAAUUGUCAAACUAUUAUCUGUGGUUGGGAGGAAAUGGCGUCUCGCUGACGGACAUGUCUCGGGUGACUGUAGGUUUAACGGUAAUCGCCUUUUUUUUUGCUAGAAUUUAGUCGUGAGACAGAUCCAUCCGGGACUUGUCGAAAACCAUGCAGUUCUAAAUACACGAGUGAAGUCUCUUCUGUGCUUCAUCACACUGUUGAUUGUUUUCCGUGUGUACAUGUAUAUGUGACGUCUUAGGUGCUAUUGUGUUAAACACUGUCUUUAUACGCGCCAUCCAGCUUGGGUUUUGGAACCGAUGUUAAGCUCCCUCUUGUUAUAGCUCCACUGACAAUCAGGAACAGACAGCACCACGUUAAUCACGAAAUACUUUAUUUUUAUUUUUUCCCCUCAUUGAUCAUUCCCUUUAGAAUGUAUAGAAAAUCUCCUGCUGUAAAUACGUUGUGUAUAUUUUUAUGUUCUCAGAAGUACUGUUAGAUCUUUGUCAAUAGAGAGACAAGGCGCGUGCAAGAGACACUUUUUGUCAGUGGAAGGCAUGUUAAUUUGUUUUCGAGCAUUUUUUUUCUCUCUUCUCAAAGUGAACUCUUUUUGCGAGUUAAUGCAGUCGAUUGUGCGUUACGAUGCGGUUUUACUCGAUAUAACCGUGGUGAUAGAAAAAUCCCUCUUUUUUUUUUUUAAGCAAAAGUUUAAAUAGAUUUUAGGUGGAGUUUCACCUAGUCCCCAUGAAACAGAGUAGUAGAGUGCUAUUUACUUCCAUAUGUGUGUAUUUUUUUGCCCAUUUUUGUCUACUCUGAUUAGUGUGAUGACGACAGGAUUAGGAUACGCCCACAAGUGCAGGAUGAGUCGUCAUUUCUACAGGAAAUGACAGACUGUAAAAUACUAUGAAAAAUACUUUUUUUUUUUUGGGUCAACUUUGAGCCAAAUACUGGAAAAAAAAAUAAAAAAAAUGUUUUUCUUUUUUUUAAAUUUUUUUUUAAUUGUGUUUGGUUUCAUGGGGACUCCGAUAGGUCGGUGGUGGACAUACACCACUAGCUACCCAUUUCAUCGUAACAAAUGUUUAAAAGCACAGCGCAGAGGAAUAAUUCUGCUUUUUAAAAAAUUCUAUCCCAUUAAAAUCUUCUUGAAAAACUUUUGAAUUCAGUUAAGCAGUUAAUGUACAAAACGGUUGGAGAUUCAUGAACUAUGAGAAGCAGUACUAUGGGUUUUGUUUUUGUUUUUUCAGUUUUAUUAACUCUUGUCCGUAACCUGGCCAUAAGUGUCCUUGUAUAAGCUAGAAAAAAAAUGUUUUGUGUAAAAAGAUCAGAAUUAUGAAUUUUUUGAUAAAACUAUUUUUGAAACAUGUCAUUUAAGGCACUGAUAUGUACAGGAUAUCAUAUGCAGUCGCUCUUGCUACCCUCAUUUAUCUCUGUACAAGUCGUUUGUGUCAACAUCUUUCAAAUACGGAUGAACUUUGACUGGCAUUUUCACACUUUGAAAAGAAUUUGACAAGGAAGCCCCCCGGCUUCACGAUAAGGCUGGUUAGGUUAAUUUGCAUGGUCUCUGACUUGUUGGGUCGAGUGAACUUGUUUUCUGAAUAAUGUGCAGCUUUAAUUGUAGCUGAUUGAUUUCAGUCAAGUAACCCAUAUAAUUAGAUUUUUGCAAUAUAUUAUGAUUUGUAAGCAAUCGGAUUCAAUUGUUGUUUUGAUUGUCGUGUGUCAUGUCCUUAUAAAUAAAAUAAUUCACAAUA
Messenger RNA from Mugil cephalus (flathead mullet), 5876 nucleotides. RefSeq names its product zinc finger protein 148 (gene znf148). Gene Ontology annotation, biological process: regulation of transcription by RNA polymerase II. Bases 138 to 2585 code for a protein of 815 amino acids. The record is from RefSeq and is a predicted model, not a curated record. NCBI's taxonomy places the organism in Eukaryota, Metazoa, Chordata, Actinopteri, Mugiliformes, Mugilidae. Gene Ontology annotation, molecular function: DNA-binding transcription factor activity, RNA polymerase II-specific; RNA polymerase II cis-regulatory region sequence-specific DNA binding. The transcript is spliced from 7 exons.